This is a messenger RNA of Dioscorea cayenensis subsp. rotundata (Guinea yam), 742 nucleotides long. Its product is annotated as SKP1-like protein 14. The transcript has a single exon. Gene Ontology annotation, biological process: SCF-dependent proteasomal ubiquitin-dependent protein catabolic process. Gene Ontology annotation, molecular function: cullin family protein binding. The record is from RefSeq and is a predicted model, not a curated record. The coding region runs from base 24 to 389 and encodes 121 amino acids. Gene Ontology annotation, cellular component: nucleus; cytoplasm. NCBI's taxonomy places the organism in Eukaryota, Viridiplantae, Streptophyta, Magnoliopsida, Dioscoreales, Dioscoreaceae.
AAAACAGAGAGAAGCAGCAAGCAAUGGCGGAAAACAUGGUGACACUGAGGAGCAAAGACAACAAAGAAUUCAGAGUGAAGCAAAGCACAGCAGCGCAAUCCAAGUUGCUGAAGAGCCUCAUUGACCUAGGCUGCUGCACUGACCAACAAACAAUCCCAAUCUUUGAAGUCUCCAGCCAUGUUCUUCAAUCUCUGAUUGAGUACUGCGAGAAACACGCCGAGUUAUCACCAAGCCACAAUACUGAUGAGCUCUUGAAAGAUUGGGAUACUAAUUUCAUGAAGACAAUGACCGAGAAGGAGGACAUGGAAUUCAUUGGCUAUCUCCUGAUCGCGGCCAAUUACCUGGAAGUCAAGGGAUUGCUCAACCUCAUUGCUGACGACGGUGGCUGAUAUGAUCAGAGGCAAGACUACUGAAGAAAUUCGUACUAUUUUGAACAUCAAAAACGAUCUCACCCCUGAAGAAGAACAAGAUAUCUAUGCAGAGAACGCAUGGGCCUUUUCAGAUUGAUUUUUAUUUUUUUAUUUUUUAUUUUUUUAACUUUUUAUCUAUACAGAUUUUUGCUCAUUGAUUUGUUAAUUGAUUGAUUUUCUUUUUAGUCAGUACCAAAGUUAUUAAUAGGUGAUUUUUUUUUUCUCCCCCCUUCUUCAUUUGUUGUUUAGAAAAUCAUUGAUAUGAAUCCCCACUUAUAAGUAAAUAAAAAAUUUAAAACAUUAAUUUUAACUAAUAUUAAUUAAAUUAAAAA